AUGAAUUCCGGCAAGUCAAGAGUCAUGGUUGCCUGCACGCACUGUCGGCAACGGAAUUCUCACUUUUCAGCAAUCAACGAGUAUCACCAUGAUUCUACCUCUGCGGCUUCGGAUGUCAUGCUCCAGCGGCUCGAAAGUAUCGAGAAGCUGCUGGGAGAGCACGCCGAUGCACUGAAAGCCUUGCAGCACGAAAAAGCACAUCAGCAGCAGCAGCGCAGAACUUCGCCUGCAUUCAUGAUGUCGCCUCCAUUGCCAGACUUUUUUCGCCGGCACACGGAAAGCAUCGAUAAUGACAGUGGAUUGUCGCCAUCAAACGAGUCCUCGAUGCCCCAUUCCACCUGGGCCCUUACCACGCAGGAAGGAGGAGAUUCGUCAAGACAAGGCGUGAAUGCCGAUAACGUGCCGCCAAUCACGAUACCUUUGGGUCACCAGACGAGCACCAGCAGUCUGUUGAGGCUGCCGCAGAUGCGCCCUUUAGUGGGUGAUUAUCCGGAAGAUUUCUUUUUUCGGGUCGAGGACGAUAGGAGUCGGUCUACAGCGUUGGACUUUAUGGCGGCUCCAGGCCUGCAGGCCGAGGAAGAGCACGUCGACAGAACGGUUGCGGAUGACUACCUUAAUAGCUUUCUUGCCAUGGUGCACGCUUUCCAUCCCAUUUUUGACCGAGACGACCUCCUCGCAAGCUACGAAGUGGUAAUGAGACAAGGCCUCGGCACCGAUAUCCGAUCUGGCGUGUUCCUGGCCAUUUUUGCGUUGGGAGCUACGGCAUCUGACCCCAUCAACCGGAAGCAGAGCGAGAACACGGGCGAUGUCUGCAUGCAAAGGGCACUCCGCAUCCUGAUACCGGCAUGGACGGUGUCGUUUAGUGGCAACAUUCAGCUGUCGCAGGGGCUCAUCUUGUGCGCGCUGUAUUUCACGUAUGUGGUGCAGCCGUUGACGGCGUGGAGGCUGAUACAUAUGGCUGCGACGAGCAUACAGCAGCUUUUGAUUCGGUGUAAGGAUAUAUUAUCUGGCCAAGCUGAGAUUCAGGAGUUGACUCGGCUGAGUUGGGUGUGCUUUAUUGUUGAAAGUGAUAUUCUUGCAGAGUUUCAUCAGCCUAGGAGCGGUAUCGACGUACUCGUGGACCGGAUGCCUUUUCCCAACUACGGCACCAGCCCCAAGCUCGAGCAUCUCUGCGUUCUUGCUGAAAUAUCAGCCCGCUCUCUUCUGAACCGAAUGCAUCACGCUAUCUACUUCACAGACAGCCUCACGAUAUAUGCAGGCCGUGCCCUCGACUCGCUCACGACAACUCAGUCAGCUUCGACACCUCCACACCCAGAUGCAUCUCUGCUACGCAUGUGCAGUGAGCUGAAUUUCCAACUUGAAAGGUGGUACGAGGCCCUCCCGGUGGACAUCAAACCAGACUUGUACGAUGGUCCGCCGCAGAACAAGCAAGCGUCCAUACACCGUUUGCGAUAUUGGUCUGCCAAGCAGAGCAUAUAUAGACCAUUCGUCAUUCACGCCACCUCGUCGCAGUUUGAUAAGGCCGAGCUGGAGAUGCCGCCGACGGUGGUAUCUCAGUCGAAAGUGUGCUUGGCUGCAUGUCGAGCGUUUCUGCAUGGCGUCGGAUAUUUGCUCGCGGACAGGACGCCGUAUGCGUAUAGCUCACUGCAGUUCUCUGUGAACUGCUUCUUAGUCCUUGCUCUGGCGGCUAAUUCGCCCCAUCUGGGCCAUCUCGUGACGGACAUUGACGCAUGUCGCCAGAGCGUCGUGAAAGUAGUUGAGCCCUGGGCGCGACCUGGCACGAGUGCUGAACACGAUUUGGAAAUCGUCAAUUCAGUUGCCAGAAAGCUACGGCUUCGCGACAGACAAAGACACUGA
Trichoderma gamsii is the source of this 1857-nucleotide messenger RNA. RefSeq lists its product as hypothetical. Bases 1 to 1857 code for a protein of 618 amino acids. Gene Ontology annotation, biological process: DNA-templated transcription. The record is from RefSeq and is a predicted model, not a curated record. NCBI's taxonomy places the organism in Eukaryota, Fungi, Ascomycota, Sordariomycetes, Hypocreales, Hypocreaceae. The transcript is spliced from 5 exons. Gene Ontology annotation, molecular function: zinc ion binding; DNA binding.